Messenger RNA from Dioszegia hungarica, 1845 nucleotides. RefSeq lists its product as uncharacterized. The record is from RefSeq and is a predicted model, not a curated record. Bases 1 to 1845 code for a protein of 614 amino acids. NCBI's taxonomy places the organism in Eukaryota, Fungi, Basidiomycota, Tremellomycetes, Tremellales, Bulleribasidiaceae. The transcript has 2 exons.
AUGGACAGCAUGUUCUUCAAUGACUACUGCAUCGUGUGCGACCGGGCGAUUGUCGCGCCAAAAGAGCCGGACGUGGUCGUGCCAGUCAAGAAGAAGGUCGCGGGUGGGAUGAUCAGGGUCAAGAACCCAGAUGGUACAGUCACCACACGUACCGCCAACGGGACAAAAACCACUCGUCCCCCACUCAAACGCGGUCCAAAUUCAGCGAAUCGUCUCGCCGCCGUCGCCGCUGCAAACAACACCAAUGUCCCCAAGUUCCAACCUCUCACUCGGUCCAAGACCGCCGAUCCUGCCCCUCCCAAACUCUCAGAGCGGGAGAGAGAUCAGGCCGACUCUCCGGAAUCGGCCACUCUCAAAACCCCUGCAUGUCCCCCAGCCGACAAGGACACCUCCCCCUUCGUUUCCCCCAUCUACUGCUCGCGCGCAUGCGCCCAGCUCGAGGCGGACCGGUCGUCCGAUCUUGCCCGCAAGAUGUCAUACGACUCGGGACUACACCUCGUAACUUCCGGUCUACCCAUCUCUGGGUCCGGCUCGCGGAAAUCACCAUAUGGUCCCCCCUCCCCUCUCUUCAUCUCAGGCUCGGAGAGCUCGUCCUCGAAUCUCGAAGCGGACGAGGCGAGACGCGCGGCCGAAGCUGCCAGCUCGGCGCCAAACGUGCAGUCCUUCUUCCACAUGCACCGGAAUGCGGAUGAGGCAUGGCGCGAUGUCAACCGUCAACGGCGAUCAUCGGUCCAUCCCUCUUUCCGGCCCAAUACCGCCGCGGCGGUCGAGAUGGCGCGGAACCGGACACGGUCCACGUCCAGUUUCUCCGCGGCCGGCCCGUCCUCGGACAGUCUGCAGAUGAUGUGGAACGGGGAAGAGCAGUUUGGGCGGUCAGUCAGCGGAGCGGGCAGGGCGAGGCGGACGCCCGCUACAGAAGUCGCGCAGCCCGGAUGGCCGAUCGCUAGCUCGCUGCACAACACUACGGCACCGGUCGCUAUCCCCGCGGAAUUCGGAUCGGCCCCGCAACACACUCUCAACCUUUGGCAUUCCUACCAUAAUGCUCUCGCGCGGGAUAGUAUCAAUAUCGGGACUGGUACCUCUGCGCGAUCAUCUAUCUCCCACCCCCAUCCCCACGCACUCGGCUCGACUCCCACUCCUCCCCCGCAGAACCCCGGUCUUCCCUCUCGGCGCCCUAGCCACACCACUUCUCGGCGGCCAAGCCACACCACCCCCGCAGGCUCCACGACCCUUCAGCGUCCGAUGGGGGGAACGAUUCGCGCCAAGUCCAAGACGGACGUCACGUGGGAUUCGUUUGGCCUGGACGAGGUCAAUGCGUCCAAGAGAAGGCAAGAGAGGAUUUCGGGCGUGGAGCAGACGGGACGGACACCGAAGCAGACCAUCCAGGUCGGGGAGAGGGGAUUGACGAUUCAGUACUCGUCCCCGCCCAAGAUGGGUCGGAGGGAGUCUCACCAGCCUCGCACUCAGUCCACUGUCGCGGUCUCGGCGGCGGAGACCCUACACCCCGGCGCACUGGCUAUUCCCCAAUCGGCUCAUGCGGGCUCGGCAACAUCUCCCGGUCGGACACCUACCAACAUGCACCCUCACCGGUCCAAUACGGAUAUUCCGGACUUGGCGGCCCUUCGGCUCGGCGCGACCUCGUGUGCCAUGUCCAGCUCUGCCAAUGCCAAUGGUACGGGGACUGGGACUGGGAGCACGCAAGGGACGUCGGGACCCAAGCCUACGUGGAACUGGAACAAGUGGGAACAGGCGGGCGGGAGAACGUAUACUGUGCCAGAGGGGCUGGCGAGGGCUACCAAGGCGAGUGCGAGUCAGGGGAAGGCGGGGUUGUUCUUUUUCAAGUAG